UUUGUCUGGUGCCCGCCCGCCCCAUAUGAUUUUUGUUCCCCGCCGGCCGCCCGCCGCCCCCCGCCCGCCGCCAUGUCUUCGCUUUCCGUGAUCCGAGACUUUGACGUCUUCGAAAAGGUCCACGCCAUCCUCCUCGCGGCCUCCGGCAUCCCACCGGCGCUCCACCGGCGGCUCUUCGACAAACUCUCCUCCGAGACCUUCGACGGCGGCGACUUCUUCUCCAUCGAGCCAUGCGAGGGCGGCCGCAAGCGCCGCCUCGUCCUCUCCGCCAAGUUCCUAGCGAAGGAGUCCGAUGUAUUCCUCGUCGACCACGCCUGGUCUUUUCGCCUCGCCGAUGCCUUCAAGCAGCUGAGGGAAGUUCCAGGUUUAGCCGAGAGGAUGGCAGCAUUGAUGUGCGUGGACCUGGAUUUGAAGUCGGAUACUGAAGAUCUGGAGCUCGAAAACGAGGGGGAUGAUAAGAAUGGAAACCAGGGGAACGUGUUGAAAGUCUUGGAGGAGGAAAUGGACAGAGUGAAGGAGAGAGGAAGUGAUGCUCCGGCCUGGUUGGAGCUCGAGGAGAUGGGUAUCGAUGAUGAAAUGCUGCGGUCUCUGGAUUUGUCUACUAAAUUUCCGAAUCUGGUUGCCUUGAAUCUCUGGGGAAACAAGCUACAGGAUAUAGAAACGGUUGUGCAGGAAGUUACGAAAUGUAGAAAGUUAAAAGCACUUUGGUUAAAUGAAAACCCAGUCCUACAGAGUGGGCGUGAUUCUAUUACAAAAACAAUUGUUGACAGUAUCCCAGGGCUGGAAAUAUAUAACUCGUGUUUCACUGGUAAUUCUGGUGAGUGGGCAUUAGGUUUUUGUGGAGGUAUUCUUGGAGCAGAUAAUCCUGAUUUCUCCUCAAAUACCAAUGGAUCAUUGGAGGGCAUUACCAUGCUUGAUCUUUCAGAUAGAAGUAUCCACCACUUGCCUAAGGCAUUUUCUCCAGUUUCAAUGCCAUCUCUUUCACAUUUGAAUGUUCGAGGAAAUCCAUUAGACCAAAUUUCUGCUGGUGAUCUAUUCAGAACAUUAAGUGCCUUUACUUGUUUGCAAGACUUGGAGGUAGAUAUUCCUGGUCCUCUUGGAAACAGUGCAGUGAAGAUUCUCGAAUCUCUUCCUAACCUCUCUUUGUUGAAUGGGGUCAGUGCAUCAAGAAUAAUUGAAGAUGGCAAACAUGUUAUUUAUUCAACACUUCAACCUCGCCUACCAGAAUGGAAAUCUACAGAACCUCUUGCUGAUAGGGUUAUUGGUGCUAUGUGGUUAUAUUUGAUGAAUUAUAGGCUUGCUGAUGAGGAAAAGAUUGAUGAAACGUCUGUUUGGUAUGUAAUGGAUGAGUUGGGCUCAGCUUUGCAGCAUAGUGACCAAGCAAACUUCAGAGUAGCUCCCUUCCUGUUCAUGCCGGAGGGGAAUUUGGCGUCAGCUGUGAGCUUUUCUGUUUUAUGGCCCACUCGGGAUGUUCAUUAUGGGGAAGAAUGUUCUCGUGAUUUCUUGUUUGGAAUUGAAGAGGACAAACAACGUUCUGCUAGGCUUACAGCUUGGUUCCACACUCCAGAAAAUUAUUUUAUUCAGGAAUUCAAAAAAUAUUGUCAACAGCUUGAACCAAGAAAUUUUCCUCUGCCUGUCAUGGAGGCCCCUGCUACCAGAAGUAUACUACCAAGUGAUGGACGUGCUCUCCUUGUUUAUACGGAUAUACCGCAUGUUGAAGAAUUUUUAACACGCCCUGAAUUUAUUCUCACAACCGAUCCAAAGGAUGCUAAUAUCAUCUGGACAAGUAUGCAAAUAGAUCCAGAAGUUAGGAAGGCUCUUGGACUAUCAGACAACCAGUAUAUUAACCAGUUCCCUUUUGAAGCUUGCCUUGUCAUGAAGCACCAUUUGGCUGAGACCAUUCAUAAGGCACAGGGCUCUCCUGAAUGGCUUCAGCCUACUUAUAACCUAGAAAUAGAAUUGUCUCAACUCAUCGGAGAUUAUCAUGUACGGAAACGAGAUGGCCGUAACAAUUUAUGGAUUUUAAAACCAUGGAAUAUGGCAAGGACAAUUGAUACAACAGUUACUGGUGAUUUAUCUGCCAUUAUCCGACUAAUGGAGACUGGUCCUAAGAUAUGCCAAAAGUAUAUUGACUGCCCUGCAUUGUUCAAGGGGAAGAAGUUUGAUCUUCGUUACAUCGUCUUGGUUUGCAGUAUGAAUCCUGUGGAGAUAUUUCUUGCUGACGUCUUUUGGGUUCGGCUAGCAAACAACCCGUACACAUUGGAUAAGGACAGCCUUUUCGAGUAUGAAACUCAUUUCACCGUUAUGAAUUAUAGAGGAAGACUGAAUCACAUGAACACGCCAGAUUUUGUGAGGGAGUUCGAAGAGGAGCAUCAAGUGAAGUGGCUGGAUAUCCGCCAAAGAAUCCGGAAUAUGAUCCGUUCUAUAUUUGACUCAGCUGCGGCGGUGCAUCCUGAGAUGCACAGCCCAUUCUCUCGGGCCAUGUAUGGGGUGGAUGUUAUGCUCGAUCAUCUGUAUAUGCCAAAGAUUUUGGAGGUGACAUAUUGUCCUGACUGCACUAGAGCAUGCAAGUAUGAUACUGAAGCAAUUGCAGGAAGCCGUGGUGUUAUCAAAGGACGCGAUUUCUUCAACUUUGUGUUUGGCUGCCUUUUUCUUAAUGAGUCAACACAUGUUACAAAACUGUAAUCCUUUUGAGUACAGAAAGAAAACUCUGUAGAUGUAAUCGUAGUUUUUUCCGGCAAUUUCGGCAAUUUGUUUUGAUCGAUGUCGGUGGUAAAUCUUUAUAAAAUGAUUAGCUUAUUGUACUAUUAGUUCAUUGUUUCAUGUUUAUCUUGAUCUUUUGGAACAUCAA
Phoenix dactylifera (date palm) is the source of this 2851-nucleotide messenger RNA. Its product is annotated as tubulin-tyrosine ligase. The record is from RefSeq and is a predicted model, not a curated record. Gene Ontology annotation, biological process: protein modification process. NCBI's taxonomy places the organism in Eukaryota, Viridiplantae, Streptophyta, Magnoliopsida, Arecales, Arecaceae. Gene Ontology annotation, cellular component: cytoplasm.